Molecule: messenger RNA, 2534 nt
Organism: Paramuricea clavata
Lineage: Eukaryota; Metazoa; Cnidaria; Anthozoa; Malacalcyonacea; Plexauridae
Source: the annotation of a GenBank genome assembly
AUGUGUGUCAACACAAAGAACGCAGUUUUACUCCAGACAGCUAAAGCGACAAUUUAUCGACCGGAUAAACUACAUCGUAAACAAAAGGCUAGAAUCAUCCUUGAUGGAGGGAGUCAGCGAACCUAUGUCACAGAAAGAGUUAGAAAUGAAAUGAAUUUAGUAACCUCACAUUCAGAAUCGUUGACAAUCAAGCCAUUUGGAUCAAGUGGUGGAACCACUCAGGUAUGUGACAUAGUGGACUUGUGUAUUAGUGUGGACGGAGAUGACGAUGUGAAAUUAUCAGCUAUCAUUGUACCAUUGAAGCAUGCAGUGAAGAGUUACCCACAUCUGUCAAAUUUACAGUUGGCUGAUGAUUGCGAGGGACACGCCCCGAUGGAUGUCCUAGUGGGAGCUGACCAAUAUUGGAACCUAGUGACGGGGGGAGUUGCCAGAGGUGAAUCUGGACCAGCUGCUAUUCAUACAAAGCUAGGAUGGGUCUUAUCAGGUCCAAUAAAAGAGAUGCCAGUUCAGUCUAACUCAUCCACCAUUGUUGCUACUACGCAUUUCCUGAAAUGUGAAGUUGCAGUAAACCCAGAAAAACAUAACGUUGGGACAUUAGACAAAACACUGCAACAGUUCUGGGAGUUAGAAUCACUUGGAAUUACACCUAAUGAGAGCUCAGUCUAUGAUACAUUCAACCAACGAAUUUCCUUUGACGGACAGAAGUACGAAGUUAGUUUACCAUGGAGAGAGUCACACCCGAUACUGCAUGGUAAUUAUCAAACUAGCGAGAAGAGAUUAAGUUCAUUGUUAACCCGACUUAAGAAAGAGCCCGAAAUCCUGAGAGAAUAUGACUCUGUGAUCAAAGAGCAGUUAGAGAAAGGUAUUGUUGAGCAGGUUCCAAGCAAAUAAAGUGAUGUAAUUGGCGAAGUGCAUUACCUUCCACAUCCCCCGGUAGUGCGCAAGGACAGAGAGACUACAAAGGUUAGAGAGGUCUACGAUGCAUCGUCGAAGGAGAGGGGUGGUCCAUCCUUAAAUCAAUGCUUGUAUACCGGCCCACCAUUAACUGAGAAAAUAGCAGAUAUUCUGAUGAGAUUCCGAGUACACAAGAUUGCGCUGGCGGGAGACAUCGAAAAGGCAUUCCUCGUGAUCUCAGUGGCUGAAGAAGAUCGCAACGUACUUAGAUUCUUAUGGGUUGAUGAUCCCUUGAAAGAAACUCUAAACGUGAUCGAACUGAGAUUUACUCGAGUCACCUUCGGAUUAUCUUCGAGUCCGUUUUUGUUGAAUGCAACCUUAAAGUACCAUAUCUCAGCAUACCAAAGGAAAGACCCAGAGUUUGUAGAAAGAUUGUUACAGUCAUUAUACGUGGAUGAUAUCGCAACAGGUGACGAAGAAGAAGAUGAAGCCUAUCGAUUGUACAUCAAGCUGAAGAAGAGACUAGCUGAAGGGGUAUUCAACGCCAGAACGUUUGUGUCCAAUUCGAAAGCCCUGACGGAAAGAAUAAAGGAAAAUGAAAGCAUCGGAAUACUGCAAACAAGAAGAGAAGGAAAUUCGAGAACGACACAUCCUGUAAAGAAGAAGACGAAUCCUUUGCCAAAACUAUGACCGGACCGCAAAGUUCGCAACCGACGACAGAGAAACUACUCGGAGUACAGUGGUGCACAGAAGAAGAUUGUUUUGUUUUCGACUGCAAGCAAUUUCUUGACGAGGAGCCCAAACAACACCCAACAAAGAAAGAUGUUGUUCGAGUGACGUCGAAAAUUUAUGAUCCUAUGGGAAUUAUUACGCCACUGACUGUAAAAUUGAAACUGUUUUGUCAGAGCUUAUUUAAGAAAGACAUUGGAUGGGAUGAACCGUUAGAUGAAGAGUCAUCCAAUACUUGGAAAUUGUUACAACAGGAAUUAAGAGAAGCGACGCCAAUUCAAAUACCACGGGGUUAUUUCAACGGAGUUAUAUCUGAAGAUAUCACCGCUAGUUUGGAAGGAUUCUGUGAUUCAUCAAUGAAGGCGUAUACGGCGGUUGUGUAUUUAAGGCUAGAAACAAGAGAUGGCGUCCAAUUGAACAUCGUAGCUUCAAGAACUAGAGCGCGAAGUAAUCUAUACCAAGACUUGAACUUUUGACGAACCAAUCUAUACCGAGACUUGAACUGCUAGCUUUCAGCACUAAUAUUGGCAAGAUUAAUAACGCAUGUAAAGGAAGCAUUGAAAAGAUAUAUCGAUAUUUCAUCCAUACGUUGUUGGUCGGAUUCGGAAGUUGCUCCCUACUGGAUAUGUGGCGAAACUCGUGAGUGGAAACAGUUUGUAUAAAAUAGAGUCCCAGAAAUAAGAAGUCUUGUUCCACCAGAACUGUGGAAUCACUGUGCUAGCAAGGAUAAGCCGGGUGACAUUCCGUCGCGAGGAACAUCCCCAGUAGAACUAUCAAACAGUAUGUGGUUUAGCGGACCAGAAUGGCUGAAGAUCUACGCCGAUCCGAGUGAACAAACAAGUAUGAAUGAGAGUGAACCUCCAGAGGAAUUGAUCAAGGAAGUGAAAUUAAAGAAGUCAAAGAAACCUUGA